AUGUCACUGAACUACAAACAGGCCGCAAAGGUUAUUGAAAAAGUCUUGAAGAAGAAGUGUAGCGUGAAAACUGCUAUUUACCAAGACGACCAAAUCAAGAACAAAACAGUGAUAUUGGCCAUUGUUUCGAAAACACUCUCAAACUCCAAAGUCAUUGAAAAGCUCAUCAGCGAUAUCAAAGACUUCUCAACGAUUAAAGAGCAUUACACUUUAUUGGUGAUGUUAAACGACUUUAUGACGACUGGGAGAAUAAGCGGAGGAGGAGCUAUCAAGCGAAUGAUACUAGCGAAUAAGGAGUCGAUACCGAAACUCGAAACUCAAUCGACGACACCACUCUUUAAAUAUUAUCGAAUGAACUCACUUGUUACAACACAAUUUCCGGGUAUCACAAAUACAGUUGAAACGGAUAAGGAAAUACCGUUCUUAUUUAAGAUCACCCCACCACUCAAGUUACAAAUUGAGAGUUUGAUAUCACAAGACAAGCCAAGUUGCUUUCCGGCUUUCAUAUUGAACCCCGAGGAAAAUAGCGAAUGCAUUGAUGCAUGCGCAGCACCGGGGAAUAAAACUACACACUUAGCUGCAAUAAUGAAAAACACGGGGAAGAUCUAUGCAUUCGACAAAGACAAAAAGAGGGCGGAGUUGUUACAGAAAAACGUUGAGAAGUGUAACGCGAAAAACGUGGAAGUGAGUUGCAACGACUUUUUAAUGGUAGAUCCCAACGACGCUAAAUACGAAAAGGUGAAGUACAUCUUGUGCGAUCCUUCAUGCAGCGGAAGUGGAAUAUUAGAACGGAAAAACUUGGGCGAAAAAAUGGACGAGGAACGAUUAAAAAAAUUGGCGGAAUUCCAAACGUCAGUUGUGCUGCAUGCACUUAAGUUCAAAAAUGUGAAGAAAGUGACGUAUUCGACAUGCAGCGUCAACGUGGAGGAAAACGAGAUGGUUGUCAAACGGGUGUUGAGUCAAAACAAAGACUUCAAAUUGGAAAAAGCAUUGCCUUCUUGGGAAAGAAGAGGAAUAAAGAUAGACGACGAGUUGAGUUAUGAAGAUUGUGUUAGGGUUGAUCCCGAACUCGAUCAGAUGACGGGGUUCUUUGUCGCACUUUUUGUCAAAAAUGAUUGA
This is a messenger RNA of Entamoeba invadens IP1, 1119 nucleotides long. RefSeq names its product williams-beuren syndrome critical region protein, putative. The transcript has 2 exons. The record is from RefSeq and is a predicted model, not a curated record. Bases 1 to 1119 code for a protein of 372 amino acids. Lineage: Eukaryota; Evosea; Mastigamoebida; Endamoebidae. Gene Ontology annotation, molecular function: methyltransferase activity. Gene Ontology annotation, biological process: rRNA base methylation. Gene Ontology annotation, cellular component: nucleolus.